Andrographis paniculata is the source of this 1467-nucleotide messenger RNA. Its product is annotated as cytochrome P450 Tp4149-like. The record is from RefSeq and is a predicted model, not a curated record. NCBI's taxonomy places the organism in Eukaryota, Viridiplantae, Streptophyta, Magnoliopsida, Lamiales, Acanthaceae. The coding region runs from base 1 to 1467 and encodes 488 amino acids. Gene Ontology annotation, molecular function: heme binding; monooxygenase activity; oxidoreductase activity, acting on paired donors, with incorporation or reduction of molecular oxygen. The transcript is spliced from 2 exons.
AUGACCGAGAAGCAAAUGAAGAUAUUUGAUCUAUAUCCGUGUUUUUUAGCUCUGUUACUACUAUACUGUCUCUGGUUUCUUACAAGAAGGCUUUUCUUAGACGGACGAAACAAGAAACUACCGCCCUCGCCUCCAAAGCUCCCCAUCAUUGGCAAUCUUCAUCAAUUGGGGCGUUUACCUCAUAGAUCUCUUACAUAUAUGUCCAGGAAGUAUGGGCCACUUAUGUCUCUUCAGCUUGGAAGCAGGUCAGCAUUGGUGAUUUCAUCGGCUGCAGUGGCGAAGGAAGUCGUAAAAAAUCAUGAUAUUUCCAUUUCGGACAUACCUGUAGUAACAGCUGCCAAACGGAUUUUUUAUGGCGGGAAGGGCCUUAUCUUUUAUGGUGAGAACUGGAAGCAAUUGAGAAGCAUGUUUGUCAAUCAUCUACUGCAUAAAAGCAUGAUCAAGUGCUUCAAAUCCAUCAGAGAUGCAGAAGCGUCGCGCCUGCUUGAACAUAUUGAUAAGUGCAGCUCAACUUCUGCGCCGGUGAACUGGAGCGUGAGGUUUAAGCAUAUGUCGAUUGAAUUGAUAUGUAAUUCGGCGUUUGGGACAAAAUUUUUAGGUGAAGAGGAAACUAAGGAGAUACUAGGAAUGAUUGAUAUAACGCUGGAGUUUCUAUCAACGUUCACGGUGGGGGAAUUUAUUCCUCGGCUUUCUUGGAUGAACCGGUGGAAUGGUUUCGAUGCUACAUUGGACAAGCUUGUGAAAGAAAAGGAGGAACUCUUGGGCAAGCGAACUGAAGAGUAUAUAGAAACUUCAUGUGGAGAUUGCAACUUUGUCGAUAUUUUGAUUGGUUUGGGACUUCAUAUCGAGGAUAUUCAGAUGCUCAAAGCAAUAAUUCAGGAUAUUCUUGGAACUGGAACAGACCCGCCAUCGACAACACUAGACUGGGCAAUGACUGAGCUCAUAAGAAACCCUAACAGCAUGAAAAAGUUGCAAGAAGAAGUAACAGAGAUUAUGAAGGGAAAACAAGAAAUGACCGAUAAUGAGUUGGAGAAAAUGCAAUAUUUGAAAGCAGUCAUAAAGGAGACCUUACGCUUGCACCCACCCGUCCCGGUUAAACCUCGCGAGACUAAUGAAGAUGUGCACCUUAUGGGCUACGACAUUCCAGCUGGUACAAUGGUCAUGUUUAAUUUGUCGGCUAUAUGUCGUGAUCCUGCCUGCUGGGAUCAGCCGGAAACUUUUUCACCCGAUAGAUUCUUGAAUUCUUCUAUAAACUAUAAGGGUUUGGAUUUUCAGUUCAUCCCAUUUGGAGUCGGGCGUAGGAUCUGCCCGGGGAUGUUCUUCGCAAUGGUAUCCAUUGAGCAUGUGUUGGCCAAUCUAGUGCACAAGUUCGAGUGGCGAUUGCCAGAUGGGGCUCAAGGCAAGGACUUGGAUGUGGCUGAGAAACCUGGCUUCACAAUUGGGAGAAAAAAAAUCCUCUUAUUGUAG